AUGACGAGAUCGGGCGGAGCCAGGAGUCCCUCGGCUCUCCCGUCGUCCUCUAGGGUUUCUGGGGCGGCGGCGCCACCGCGGAGCGGCAGGCCUCUCCUCCGCCGCCGCCUCCGGAACCCGGCAUUCGCCGGGAGGAGGCUCGGCGGCGGAGGGGCCGUCGAUGGUGGCGCCGCCGGGGGGAGGCGGAGCGGCCCCACCACUCCCUUCGUCAGGUGGAAGUACAACGAUGCCGAUCUGUCCGGCAAGGUGCCGGCGCGGUCGGAGGUCGCCGGCGUGAAGGUCAGGAGGAAAAGCAAGGUUAGCGCCGCCACUGCUACCGUAGCCGCUGCCGCCGCUGCCGCUUCCAGUGGCGUCCUAUCGGGGACAGUCUCUGCGAGGAAGUUGGCCGCCGGGAUCUGGCAGUUGCAGCUCCCGGAGUUCUCCGCGCCGGUGAACUGCAGCACCUCCGCGACGGUGAGAUCCUCCGGCCGACUCCUCCUUCCUCCAUCACUUCCUCGCCCCCGAUCUCCAAAUCUCCAGAAGUUCCUUUCCCCCAUUGGAUGCCCCCGUUCAUCCUUUCUAGGGUUUCCUGAGCUUCCCGAGCUUAGGGUUUCUGUAAUGCCGUCGAUCUCGUUCCGCGCCUGA
This is a messenger RNA of Spirodela intermedia, 624 nucleotides long. NCBI's taxonomy places the organism in Eukaryota, Viridiplantae, Streptophyta, Magnoliopsida, Alismatales, Araceae. The record is from the annotation of a GenBank genome assembly.